UUCGCUAGUGAAGAUCUGUGCUUCGCUGCUCCUCGUACUGAAACCUACUGGCCUCGGAGUUACGAUGAACCGUAAAUCCCAGCAUCCGGCCUCCUACCUAAUAGAUCCAGACGUCGCCGUUGGAGGUCGGGGUCAGUUGACAUUGAAUGAUGUGGUCAUCACAUUCUCUCAGGAGGAGUGGGAAUGCCUGGACCCUGCUCAGAGGGCCUUGUACAGGGACGUGAUGCUGGAGACCUACAGGAACCUGAUCUUUGUGGCUAUUUCUCAUAUACAUGUGAUCAAGAAAUUACAACUAAAGUCAAACACCGAUAGAGGUGGAGUAUUGAUGUUGGGAAGACAUGAAAACCAGGGAAUCAAACAUUUUUACCUCCUGGAAAUUCAGGAAAAUAUGUAUGACCAUGGUUUUCAGUGGAGAGAUGAUGGAAGAAGUUACAAAAAUAUCCCUAUAUCCUGUCACCAAGAUGUCACUGAUAGAAGUCCACAUGGUGGAAGGGAUGCAAAAAACAAGCCUAUUGGAAAUAGACUUGUGUUAAGCCUUCAGGAUGAACUGCAUAUGUUUAAAAGUAAACAGAAAAUUGAUGAAUUUAAUAAAGCUAAUAAGAGUAUCAGCAGUAGUUCCUCAUUUUCACCACUUCAAGGAAUUUCUCCUCCUGUCCAAAACAACAUUUCUAAUAGAUAUGGGAGUGAUUUUAUGCAUCCUUCAAUACUGACACAAGACCAGAGCCCACACAGGGAAGUACCUUACAAGUGUAAUGAGUGUGACAAAACCUUUCAUCAGGUCUCAAACCUCAGGAGUCAUCAGAGAAUCCAUAUAGGAAAGAAAUUGCAUAAAUGUGAUGUAUGUGACAAGGUCUUUUGCCGAAAUUCAUACCUUGUAAUUCAUCGAAGAGUUCAUACUGGAGAGAAACCUUACAAGUGUAAUGAGUGUGGAAAGGUCUUUGAUAAGAAAGGAAGUCUUGCAGUUCACCAGAGAAUUCAUACUGGAGAGAAGCCUUACAAAUGCAAUGAGUGUGGCAGAACCUUUCCUAUCGGCUCAUACCUCAAAAGACAUCAGAUAACACACAUUCAAGAGAAAUUAUAUAAAUGUGAUACAUGUGGCAAAGUGUAUCGUCAGAAUCUAUCCCUUCAACGUCAUCAGGGAAUUCAUACUGGAGAGAAAACUUACAAAUGUAGUUUUUGUGGGAAAACCUUUCAUUGUGGCACAGACCUCAGGAAACAUGAGAUAAUCCAUCCAGGAGCAAAAGCAUAUAAAUGUGAUGUAUGUGACAAAGUCUAUGGUCAAAAUUCAUACCUUAAAUAUCACCAGAGAAUUCAUACUGGAGAGAAACCUUACAAAUGUAAUUUGUGUGGGAAAACCUUUUUUUUUAAAACAGGCCUCAGGAAACAUGAGAUAAUCCAUACAGGAGCAAAACCAUAUAAAUGUGAUGUAUGUGGCAAAGUCUUCAAUCAAAAAUCAGUCCUUGUGCAUCAUCAGAGAAUUCAUACUGGAGAGAAACCUCACAAAUGUAGUGAGUGUGGCAAGUUCUUUCGUGAGAAGCAAACCCUUAGAAGGCAUCAACAAGUUCAUACUGGAGAAAAACCUUACAAAUGUAAUGAGUGUGGCAAGGCUUUUAGUAUGAAAGGAAACCUUGCAGCUCAUCAGAGAAUUCAUACUGAAGAAAAACCUUACAAAUGUAACAGCUGUGGCAAAGUCUUUCGUGAGAAGCCAGCUCUUAGAAGGCAUCAACGAAUUCAUACUGGAGAGAAACCUUACAAAUGUAAUGAGUGUGGCAAAGCCUUUCGUGAGAAGCAAGCCCUUAGAAGGCAUCAACGAAUUCAUACUGGAGAGAAACCUUACAAAUGUAAUGAGUGUGGCAGAGCCUUUCAUGAGAAGCCAGCCCUUAGAAGGCAUCAACGAAUUCACACUGGAGAGAAACCUUACAAAUGUAAUGAGUGUGGCAAAGCCUUUAGUCAAAGUUCAACCCUAUCAAGUCAUUGGAGAUUACAUACUAGGGAGCAGUCUUACAGAUAUAAUGAGCAUGGCAAAUUCUUCAGUGUGCUUUCAAGCCUAAGUUAAUACUAUCAGGUAAUCCAUAUUGGUGAGAGACUUUAAUAAUGUUUUGAUGUGACAAGGCUUUUAGCAGGUGUCCCCACCUUAGGCUUUAUUAGAAAAUUCAUUAUGGUUAGGAACCAGAUAAAUGUAAUUAUUGUGUCCUGUCCUUUAAACAAGGAAUUUAUUCACCGAAGAAUUCAUUCUGGAGAUUACUUCACAAAUGUUAUGAAUGGGAGAGAAAACUUUACUCGGGGCUCACAUCUCACUAAUCAUAAGACAGUCCAUACUGAACAGAACAUUACAGCUGUUCUCCACCUUGGGACUGUUUUAUUUUUUU
Balaenoptera musculus (blue whale) is the source of this 2369-nucleotide messenger RNA. RefSeq names its product zinc finger protein 836-like. Bases 65 to 2056 code for a protein of 663 amino acids. The record is from RefSeq and is a predicted model, not a curated record. NCBI's taxonomy places the organism in Eukaryota, Metazoa, Chordata, Mammalia, Artiodactyla, Balaenopteridae. Gene Ontology annotation, biological process: regulation of DNA-templated transcription. The transcript is spliced from 3 exons.